AUUAGCAUCAUCGCUAACAGCUACACAUAGUGGAUCAUUAGCAUCAUCGCUAACAGCUACACAUAGUGGAUCAUUAGCAUCAUCGCUAACAGCUACACAUAGUGGAUCAUUAGCAUCAUCUCGAACAGCUACAUAUAGUGGUAGACAAAUGCAGUCAGACGGCAUUUCUGGGCUGUUUCCUCUUCAGAACGUGAAGGAAACUACAAAUCACUGAGGUGAAUUUAACAACGACUUGCAGAUAGUGGGUUCAGAAUAACUGAUGAGAAAAAAUGAAUACAAACUAUUCCACCACCAUAAAGGGCACUUCAGAGACAGGAAGGACAAAGGGGCAUCUUUCUCUACACAGGUAGAGUCCUAUCUGUCCAUGUUGCCUUUUGCAAAGCGGGCACUGCUUCAUGUGGAAACAGCAACACUCACCUAAAUAGCCCAUAUGCCACUGGGUGAGAGAAGUGUUCACUGUAUUUGAGCAGCAUUAUGUGAGGUGUUAUUAUGUGUUGUUAGCGAUGAGCCUUGGUCAAUUUAGCUCGAAUAUGCCACCCUCGUCAAUCUGUCACCUAAUCCUACCUAAUGAGCAGGCCAAACCUGGAGGAAAGUAUUGGCUGUUAGAAGUAAGAGAAAACAACAUUGGUUGUUUUGUAAUUACUACUUAUGUUGUUGCUUGCCAGAAUAAACAUUGUAAUUAAUACUUUUCCAAUCUGCGUUAUCCACUUCAGUCAGCAGGAGGCGGUGUGAGUCUUUCACGUGAUGCUUCUUGCGUGACGUAUAUUCUAGUGGACGGAACUGGAAGCGUCCUCAACAGCGACAAAGGGCUUCUGAUUCACCCACCGCGGUGGUUUGCUAGCGAACGUAAAACAUUGAUGCUCUUUAGACCAAUCGUGUGUAUGUUACUCUUGGUGUUUAGAACAUAAUUAUGUUUACGUAUCUACUAGUUCAUUUAAACGUGAUUUGCUUGUUAAAUUAGCAAAUGUGUUAAAUUGAUACUGCACUAGGCUAAUCGCUCGGAACAUGAGCUCACUAAGCUCGACGGAGAAAGAAGCUCUGGUGAAAGGAGAGGAAGAGGCUUUCAGGAUGAAAAGGGAGGAAGAGGAGGCUAUCACAUUGAAAGAAGAAGAGGAUGAUAUUACAGUUAAAGAGGAAGAUGGGAAAGAGGUUGUCAGAGUGGAAGAAGAGGAGGUAGAAGCUUUCGGAAUCAAAAAGGAGGAAGAUGCCAUAACAUUGAAAGAAGAGGAAGAACCUUUUGGAGUAAAAGAGGAAGAGGAGGAUAUCUCAAUAAAAGAGGAAGAGACUGAAGUUCCGAUUUCCACCAGAGAGAGACAUGACUGUCCUGGAUCCUCUGGGGAGCCUCAACAACAUCCUGAUGCUGAUGAGGCAGAGAAGAGUCUCUCCAGAUCAGAACACCAGAUGGUACAGCUUGGUCUGGUCUAGCAUACAGCUUACUCUCAGGGUCUGGUCUGGGCUUCUGUAAAGCACUUUAUGACAACAGUGACAUCAACAUCCAUCAUGAUAUGUCUGU
This is a messenger RNA of Oncorhynchus kisutch (coho salmon), 1513 nucleotides long. Its product is annotated as proline-, glutamic acid- and leucine-rich protein 1-like. The record is from RefSeq and is a predicted model, not a curated record. The coding region runs from base 1006 to 1425 and encodes 139 amino acids. The transcript has 2 exons. Lineage: Eukaryota; Metazoa; Chordata; Actinopteri; Salmoniformes; Salmonidae.